Messenger RNA from Hordeum vulgare subsp. vulgare (domesticated barley), 1496 nucleotides. Its product is annotated as solute carrier family 35 member F2-like. Lineage: Eukaryota; Viridiplantae; Streptophyta; Magnoliopsida; Poales; Poaceae. Bases 109 to 1269 code for a protein of 386 amino acids. Gene Ontology annotation, biological process: transmembrane transport. Gene Ontology annotation, cellular component: membrane. Gene Ontology annotation, molecular function: transmembrane transporter activity. The transcript has 10 exons. The record is from RefSeq and is a predicted model, not a curated record.
UCCUUUCCUUUCCUUUCCCCUGCGCAAACCGUACAGUAUAAAAUUUGCCCCCUGCAUCUCGGCGAAUCUGACUGAGGCUUGGUCAGUCAGACAGACAGAGAGAGCCCCAUGGACGCGGAGACCAAGGCCAAGGACGCAUGGCGCCUUCCGCUGGUGCUCUUCCUCGGCCAGCUCGUCGCCUUCUCCAUGGCGUCCGCCAGCUUCGCCUCCUCCUUCCUCGCCAAUCUCGGGGUCAACGCACCGCUCACGCAAUCCUUCUUCGCCUACCUCCUGCUGACCCUGAUUUAUGUGCCGAUCCUCUUGCAUCGACGGCAGAAGCCACGGAUACCCUGGUACUGGUACUUGGCGCUGGCCUUCGUCGACGUCCAGGGGAACUAUCUGGUUGUCAAGGCGUACCAGUACUCGUCCAUCACCAGCGUAACGCUGCUGGAUUGCUGGACCGUCGUAUGGGUCAUCAUACUCACCUGGUACGCGCUAGGCACCAGAUAUUCUUUCUGGCAAUUUCUGGGGGCAGGGACCUGCGUGGCAGGGCUGGGCCUUGUGCUCCUUUCAGAUGCAAAAUCUCCAGAUGAGCAAGAUCCAGGUAGAAUACCACUUCUAGGGGAUGCCCUUGUUAUUGCCGGGACAGUCUGUUUUGCAUUUAGCAAUGUUGCAGAGGAAUACUGUGUCAAGAAGAACGACCGGGUAGAACUUAUCGGGAUGCUUGGACUAUUUGGCCUGCUUGUCAGUGCAAUUCAGAUAUUCAUAUUUGAAAGGAAAAGCCUAGAAGCAGUUGCCUGGUCUCCAACAAUGGUAGCAAAGUAUAGUUGUCCAAUGUGGUUCAACUCAUUUAUCUGCAAUACACAUUAUUCAAUUGUCUCGACAGGAAAUUCACUGCAGCUUUAUAUAUUUUUUACAUUUCAGAUAAGUUUGUUCGCAGGAUAUGCCGUUGCAUUAUUAAUGUUCUACACCAUUACUCCUUUUGUCCUUAAGAUGAGUGGAUCAACGUUGUUUAACCUCUCACUCUUAACAUCUGACAUGUGGGCAGUCGCCAUUCGACUAUUGAUCUAUCGACAACAGAUAAACUGGCUGUACUACGUAGCAUUCGCGGUUGUGGCCAUUGGACUAAUAGUCUACUCACUGAAUGAGAGCUCUUCGGCUGAUGGAAGAGCUACAGGUACAGAAGCGGCAGCUCAGUAUCAACAACUUCCAAGUGAUGAUAACUCAACAAGUAGUUCUAAUUUGGACAGCAAGGAAAAGAAGCAACUGGAAGAAGCAUAUAUCUGUUAGGGGGUCAACGUACAAAGUCAGCUCCAUGGUUUCGGAUAUGGUCAUAAUCAAAUACGGCAGUGGAAAAUGUGCAGAGAUAAAAUCAUGUGUAGUUCAUGUAUAUGAUGAACAACUAUUUUUCAAGGGAAAGAAUAUGUUGUGUUAGGAUGGUUAUCAGAAUAUUUUUGUAACAUGUAGUAGUACAGUAAAUACUUGGUAACAAAGGAAUGAAAAGGAAAAUCAUCAUC